AUGAACAGUAUUACAUGUCUACCUUCUGAACAGAAGAAACUUUUCAACACUAAAUGCAGUCAGUCAUCCAGAUGUUUCUCCAGCUGCUCCGAGCCAGAGGACCUACGUGCUGUUUCUUCUUUGUCCUCCUUCUUUAACUUUACAUUUAAGAGAAGCGAUGAUCUCUGCAGCUCACAGACAGACAUUAGCCAGAACAUCACAGCACCAUCAGCUGGAAACUUAGUGGAGCAACAACUCAAAGUACCCAAAAGUCACAAUUCUGAUUCUUUUGAGCCACAAAUGGAGCACGUGGCUGCAGAAGUGGUUCAACAGGUGCUAAGCAAUGCACUGAAUGUGAUGAGUGGUCAGAGCCAGACAAUUGAUUUUGAUCGUCUCUGCGAGGCAGGAGACCAGACAAACAGUACCAGCACACACCGGUCCUGUGAAAGGAAAGUUAGCCGGCCUUUGCUUAGCAGGGGAAUACAAAGAUUGGAAGAGAAGAAAGAGAAAGUCCAAGAGGGCAAGAGGGAGAGUGGAGGGGAAGAAAAGACAGUUUGGCCUAAGAAGAAUUGUGAGGUGGGAAGUUGGGGCACCUACCAGGAAAAUGUUCGUGAUAUUUGUUGCCAUGGUGCCUGUUGCCAUAGCGCCAGACCAGGCUUUGAUGAGUUCAGAGAGUUUUUGCAAGGAACGCCUGGAGAGAAGCUGCUUAAUCUCUGGAUGGACAUAGAAAGACUGAAAGCAACACAGAACACAGAGCGAAAGAAAAGGUAUGUGGUCUUGAUGAGGAGCUGCUACCUGCUGAGCAGCAGCCAGAGCAGUCUAAAUGUGGAGCUGCUUUCCAGACUGGGGCUGUCUACCUCCCCCUGCUGGACAGAGGAAAAACUGUGCUCGAUCCAGCCUUUCCUUACAGAGUCCCUGCUCUCCUACUGGGUUCCUAGGUUUUGGACUUCCCGGUGUGUCCAUAAUAACUCCCCUCCUCUAGGGCAGUGGGCAGACUUGUGUGUAACUCCUAUGCCGGACACACAUCCUCUCCUCUGCCCUGGCUCCACCCUACCCCAGCACCACCAUGCUGUCCACACACAGUUGUUUUCCAGCAGAAGUCAGUUACUGAGCAGCAGAAGAAUGGAAGAGAUGUUACAGGCGCUUUAUGUUGAAUCAUGGGCUGGUUUAUACUUCACAAACUUCUGUGAGCAGUCUGGAAACCAGUUGUGGGAGAAUGCAGUUAACUUUUGGACUGACCUGCAACACUACCGUGUGUUGUUCUGUCAAAAUGGACUUGACCCCUACAGAGUACAGAGAGAGGCACAGCUGCUUUACUCCACCUAUCUGUCCAGCUCUGCCAGGAGGAGCGUAGGUGUCAAUGAGGAGAUCAGAAGGGAGGUGUACAGUCAUAUGAGCCCUGCUUAUGAGGAGCUAUUUGACAGGGUUGAGGAACACACACUGAACAUCCUGCUUGAGCCAUGGACACUGUUGGUCCGUAGAAACACCAAGUCCUUCCAAAAGGUAUGCUUGCAGGAGGAGGUGCGCUAUGUUGACAGUCAGGAGUACAGAGAACUCCAGAGUCUUUACAAGGAAUCAAAGUGUCGUUUAAAUCAAGUGGAGCAGAGUGAGUCCACGCUGUCUGCCUCUCCUAUUACUCCCUCUACUUCCCUCUCAAAGGGCUCCUGGGCAAGAGUGUCUCAGAGUUACCAAGGUUACCGUCUUGGUUCCUUGCUUCGUCACCGCCAUGAGAUUGGGCACUUCAUGUCCUUCCUACAGAGUCAUAAUGCCAGCAUACAUCUGACAUGCUGGCUGGAUCUGGAGCAGUACAAGAGGACUCCUCAGAAGGACACAGCUGUCAGACAGGAGAGGUCCUUCCAUAUUGCAACCAAAUACCUCAACGGGAAGUACUUCUUCGGCCCUGACAGCCCCGCCACAACACAACAACAGAAUGAUAUUUUGUGUUUGGCAGGUGGACUGGAGCGUCUGAAGCUAGAGUGUCUCUCAAGGCCAGAUGUUGUGGAGAUUCAAGACAUCGUCAGGAGCCACAUUGAGAAAAAAUGGCUGCCUCUGUUUUUGUCCACAGCAGAGUUCACAGAGCGACAGAAACACCAGCCACAGCCCCAAGCAGCAGAAAGACCCUCUCUAAACCCCUACCGAAGGCGCAGAACGAGGAGAGAAGCCUGGAAGGCUGAGGGGUUGUGGAUGAGUUCCUCAAAAGAGAUUCUGCUGUUUCGACGGAUCCUACUUAACCCCAUCACUUGUAUGCAGUUUCAGCACUUUGUCUUUCUGAAGGGAGACUUCCUAGAAAAUGACUUGCUGUUCUGGCUGGAGGUGCAGAGGUACAAGGACCUCUGUCAUUCCCACAGUGAGGAGGCCACCAUCCAGCAGAAGAUCUCCACCAUAAUCAGCUGUUUUAUUAACUCGUCCAUGCCCCCCGCCCUGCAGAUAGACAUCCCCCCUGAACAGGCCCAGCACAUUCUGGACAAACGGCACGAGUUGGGCCCUUACAUCUUCAGAGAGGCACAGAUGUCAGUGUUUAGUGAACUGCUGAAGUAUUGGCCUGAGUUUAAAGAGCUGAGCAGCACCGUCCAAGAGGAGCAACUCCUUCCUCUACUGCAGGAGAAACGAGUCACACACAGAGCCAGAGUGCGGAGACUGAAGAGGAAGGAGGAGGAGGAGGAAGAGGCAGAGAGGAGGAACGCUCAGGAAAAGCUGGAGAGGCCAGAGUCGAGUUUUGGAGAGGGGAGUGAAACAGAUGAUGAAGAUGAAGUAACCGCAGAACAGGAGCAAAGAAGUGAAAAAACUCCCACACAGUGUUUGUCGUGGUCCUACUCCAAGUACAUGGCAGCCCUGCAUAGAGAGGAGGUGCUGCUGAGGAGACCGCGUGAGCUGGAAGCCUCGUUCUCUACAGUCUCAGACUCCUCCUCUCACUGCAGCAUCGGGUCAGCAGGCCGGAAACAAAGCCGCAAGCAGCCCUCGUGUCGCUCCAUCGGGACGCAGAGUAAACAGUGUAACAGGAGUGUCAGCGCCUGCAACAGGAAGUGAGAAAAGAGCAGCUACUGUUGCUGGACAACAAUGAAGUAUGACUUUAAGAAUAUGUAAAAUGUAAGACAAACAU
Molecule: messenger RNA, 3079 nt
Organism: Labrus bergylta (ballan wrasse)
Lineage: Eukaryota; Metazoa; Chordata; Actinopteri; Labriformes; Labridae
Product: regulator of G protein signaling 22
Biological process (GO): regulation of signal transduction
Cellular component (GO): cytoplasm; nucleus
Molecular function (GO): G-protein alpha-subunit binding
Source: RefSeq, a predicted model, not a curated record